AUGGCUACACUGGCUACCAAAGGCUCCCGGCGCGACAGCCUUUACUGGAACGACCGCUCCUGCUUGGCUGCCAAUUAUUAUAUCUGCGAGAAAUCUGUGCCUGGAGCGGAGCCCCUCGCAGAGAAGUGGUCGUGCAACAGGUCUCUCACUCUUACGCUACACGCCCCGCCCACCAUCGUGACGUCACCGGGAUUCCCCGCCCACUACCCACCCUCUCGGACGUGUGUCACGACGCUCACGCCCGGCCGCCGCCCACCUCGUGCUGCAGUUCGACACCUUCGUCCUGGAGCCGCACCCGAAGAAAAAAAUAGCGAGGCGUAA
Penaeus vannamei (Pacific white shrimp) is the source of this 321-nucleotide messenger RNA. NCBI's taxonomy places the organism in Eukaryota, Metazoa, Arthropoda, Malacostraca, Decapoda, Penaeidae. The record is from RefSeq and is a predicted model, not a curated record.